GAAGUUCCGGGAGUUUUUACUGACCUGGACAUAUUUUUUUCAAAAACCUGUAUUUCGUCAGGUAGUAUUUAUAGUGCUUUAUCAGAAUAAAGGAAUAAUUUCAUCCUCCAUGUGAGGACAAGUGAGGCAUGCUGCCUAAUGGCUUGGCUCCUCCCCUUUGCUGUAACGGGUUCCAAACUGAACACCUGGUUUCCCCAGCCUCAGUGGUCGAGGGCGGGGUGACUGCUCUUUUCAGCCCUAAGCCGACUACAGUUCCCAAGAUGCUUUGCUUCACCCGUACCCUUUUCUCAACUUACAUCCCGAGCGGCCUGAUGGGAAUUGCAGUUCCUUGCGAGGUACCCGUGCAGCCCUUGGCCAAUGAGAAGGAACAAAGUUUUGAAAGACUUGGAGUCGGUGCUGGAGACGAAUUGUCUCCAGAUUGUAGUUAGUCCUUUACACUACCCCAACAGAGGAGAGAAGGGACAGAAGAGUGGCUAGAAGAGUUUUAUCGGGACACCCUAGGAGUCUUAGAUUGUAGGUAUUUGAACUCUCCGACUUUAAGGUCGUCCCUUGAACGUCACUUCCGCUAAGGGCGGCCACAUCCCAAAUCUGUGGCGGGAGUUGGAGAUUUUGCGGCGACUGCAGCAGGUGUGGACGUCUAGGAGUGGCGUGUCGGGCAAGUGGUUAGUUUCUGGCGUGGGGAUAGAAAGAAUCAUCAUGCCUCAAGUUCAUAAUGUGAAAAAGUCUCUCACGCCUCAGAUUGCUUGUUUGACAAGUGAAUCUUACAAGCAACUGGAUUUUUUGCCUGACAAACUAAAAGCAAAGCUCCUUCCAUUCCAGAAAGAUGGCAUUACUUUUGCCCUCAAAAGAGAUGGCAGGUGUAUGGUGGCUGAUGAAGAGAAUAUCAACCAGCAAAGUGACAGUUCUGGGUUAUGGUCUUUUAACCACAGAUGCACAGAGUUUGAUAGAUGCAUUGAAUAACCAGAACUUCAAAGUAGUGAUAGUGGAUGAAUCACACUACAUGAAGUCCAGAAAUGCAACCCGCAGCAAGAUUUUAUUGCCGCUAGUGCAGAGAGCCAAACGAGCCAUUCUUCUUACAGGAACUCCGGCUUUGGGAAGGCCUGAAGAGCUCUUUAUGCAGAUUGAAGCUCUCUUCCCCCAAAAAUUUGGGACGUGGACUGACUAUGCCAAAAGAUACUGUAAUGCACAUGUCAGAUACUUUGGUAAAAGGUCCCAGUGGGAUUGUAGAGGGGCAUCAAAUCUUAAUGAGCUGCACCAACUAUUAAGUGACAUAAUGAUUAGAAGAUUAAAGACUGAAGUUUUAACCCAACUGCCCCCUAAAAUCAGACAGCGUAUUCCCUUUGAUCUUCCAUCAGCAGCAGCCAAGGAAUUAAAUGCCAGCUUUGAAGAGUGGGAAAAAUUAAUGAAAUCUCCAAAUUCAGAUGCCACAGUGACUGUCAUGGGGUUGAUUACACGCAUGUUUAAGCAGACUGCUAUUGCCAAGGCAGGAGCUGUAAAGGAUUAUAUUAAGAUGAUGCUCCAGAAUGAUUCACUUAAAUUCCUGGUUUUUGCACACCAUUUAAGCAUGCUCCAAGCUUGCACGGAAGCAGUCAUUGAAAACAAGACUCGUUAUAUUAGGAUAGAUGGAAGUGUUCCAUCUUCAGAAAGAAUACGUCUGGUCAAUCAGUUUCAAAAGGAUCCUGAUACUCGGGUGGCUAUCCUAAGCAUUCAGGCUGCUGGCCAGGGUUUAACAUUUACCGCUGCUAGUCAUGUCGUAUUUGCUGAGCUGUAUUGGGACCCUGGACAUAUAAAACAAGCAGAAGAUCGUGCUCAUCGGAUUGGACAGUGCAGUUCUGUGAAUAUUCACUACCUUAUUGCCAAUGGAACUCUAGACACUCUUAUGUGGGGAAUGUUGAAUCGUAAGGCUCAGGUUACAGGGAGUACAUUGAAUGGUAGGAAGGAACGACUUCAGGCAGAGGAAGGAGAUAAGGAAAAAUGGGAUUUCCUGCAGUUUGCUGAAGCUUGGACUCCAAAUGACUGUUGCGAAGAGCUCAGGAAGGAUGUUUUGUUCACUCAUUUUGAAAAAGAAAAACAGCAUGAUAUUCGAUCAUUCUUUUUACCGAAACGUAAAGAAGGACAGCUGGUGUCCUCCAGUGAUGAAUCAGGGAUACUCCAGGAGAAAAAUACGGUAGCAGCGUCGGACCCCAGAGAAAGAGCUGCAAGAGAUAUCUCUGAUUGUGAAAGUCAUUUUGAACCUGAAGCUAAAAAAUUGAAAUUGGUCACCACCAAUGACUGUGGCAGUCCCCCGGAGGAGAAGCCAACAGGGUCCAGACAAACCAGAGCUCCACUCAUGGAAGGUGUCCACAAGGCCAAGUUCCAGUCAACCGAGACAUCCCUUCCUGGAAAAGACUGGCAGUGUGGUUUCUGCACCUAUAUCAAUAAUGCAGUGCUACCUUAUUGUGAAAUGUGCGAGAACCCCAAAGGCAGAGCUGGUGAGUCCUGGGAAGGUGUCCAUGGAAGUUGGUCAGAUAAUCUGUUACCUACUGUUGCCAAAGGUAACCUCAACCAUAUCCAGGAUGAAAAGAAAAAUGAGAAAGUUGAUUGUCAGAAAGACCCACCUGAAGAAGUUCGUGCUAGCUCUGACUGUGGAAACCAAGUCUGUGCUCAGCCAAACCAAGAGUGGUUGACCGAGAGUAAGGAGAAAACUUCCAACCUUGAGGGACCAGAAGGACUCGCACUCCAGCCAGAGCAAUUGAAGAACACAGACACAUUGCCAGUAUAUGAUACCUUAAUGUUUUGUGCAAGUAGGAAUACUGACCGGAUCCACCUCUACACUAAGGACAGAAAACCGAUGAACUGUAAUUUCAUCCCUCUGGAUAUAAAAUUAGACCUUUGGGAAGAUUUACCAGCAAGUUUUCAGCUGAAACAAAAUCGUUCACUGAUUUUGAGGUUUGUUCGAGAAUGGAGUAGUCUAACUGCCAUGAAACAAAGGAUAAUAAGGAAAAAUGGGCAGCUGUUCUGUAGCCCAAUCCUUGCUUUGGAAGAGAUCUCAAAGCAACAAACCAAACAAGAUAGUACCAAAAGAUACAUAACCAAAGAAGAUGUUGCCAUAGCCUCGAUGGACAAGGUGAAGAAUGAAGGGGGCCAUGUCCGGCUGAUCACAAAGGAAUCCAGGCCAUGGGAUCGUUCCACAAAAAAUUUUUUCGAAGAUGGAGCCUGUGUCCCAUAUCUAAAUCCCUGCACCGCCCAAGCUGAUCUCACUGCGAAGCCUUCUUCAUCCAAAGGCUAUUUGCAAGCUGUGGAUAAUGAAGGAAAUCCACUUUGCCUCCGCUGUCAGCAUCCCACUUGCCACACUAAGCCAGAGUGUAAAGCAAACGCUUGGGAUUCACGGUUUUGCUCUCUGAAAUGUCAGGAAGAGUUUUGGAUUCGAUCUAAUAACAGUUACCUGAGAGCCAAAGUAUUUGAAACUGAACAUGGUGUGUGUCAGCUGUGUCAUGUGAACGCACAAGAACUCUUUUUACGUCUGAGAGAUGCUCCUAAAAGUCAGAGGAAGAAUCUCCUGGAUUCUACCUGGACUUCAAAGCUCCCGUUAGAACAGCUAAAUGAAAUGAUAAGGAACCCGGGGGAAGGACAUUUCUGGCAGGUGGAUCAUAUCAAGCCCGUGUACGGGGGCGGCGGACAGUGCUCACUGGACAACCUGCAGACCCUCUGCACGGUCUGUCACAAAGAGAGAACUGCCAGACAAGCCAAGGAAAGAAGUCAGGUGAGAAGACAAUCUCUGGCAUCAAAGCAUGGAUCAGACAUCACACGAUUUUUGGUAAAGAAGUAGAACAUUCUGUGAAUGGAUGACAAAUGGUUUACGUGUGGGAGAAUUGAACACAAUUUUUUUUUUCAUUUCUGCCUAAAAUUUUUCAGAAUGAAAAUCAAGAAUUCAGAUUCUGGUUGUGUACUAAGUACUUUCAGUGUUAAAUACUUUUUGAAAGUACUUAACAGAAGCUAAGUAUUCCUGUAAUCUUGUUGAUUUCAUGCACACUGCUAGCUAUGUCUCACAAGCUUUUGUUAAGUUGUCAUUUCCCCUGAUAUGUCUUAAUCACUGUGUCACACAUAGCAAAUGUUUGAAAACUAUGUCCUUAAUUACCAGAAAAAUGCUCUGGGCUAGUAUCAGUUCUGGACUGUCAUAGGUCUAACUGGGAGAUUGUAAAAAAGAAAAACUUAGGGGGGUAAAUUAUCAUUCAGGAGUUCUGAACCAAGCGUGAGCAGCCAGCUCAGUGUGUAAGAGUCUCAGUCACUGAACACCUCUAAAAUGGGCUUGGGGCACGUUGUGGACAUAGUCUGUGUAUCAAAAAAUUAAAUAAAUCAUACUUUUGAUAGUGAGACAACUGUACUGAUCAUGUUUGCAGGUAAUCUGGAAGUUCUGAAUAAAGUUAUUAACUAAAAAUAUUAAACAACUGAAAAUAAAAAUGUAAAAUGCCUCUUCAGCUUCAUUUCUAAAGUUUUUUUUUUAAUGCAUAAAACUAGGCUUAGUGUCACAGCCACCUUUGUCUC
Messenger RNA from Oryctolagus cuniculus (rabbit), 4524 nucleotides. NCBI's taxonomy places the organism in Eukaryota, Metazoa, Chordata, Mammalia, Lagomorpha, Leporidae. The record is from RefSeq and is a predicted model, not a curated record.